UCACAUGAAAGAUGCAAUAAUUUAUGUUACUCACAUUGGUGUCUAUAAAUUAAGAAUAAACCGUAGCUCUGUACUCUAUCCACAAUUGAAUCUAAUGAAAGGGAAAGCUAUGGCACCACACUCUAGUGUUGUUUCUUCUUCAUCUCUUCUCUCAAUGUUUCUUAUUUUCACUUUGCUUCAAUCAUCACUACUCGAAGCCACUGAAAAAAAGACAUAUAUUGUGUACAUGGGAACACAUUCCCAUGGUCUGAACCCUUCCUCAGAUGCUCUUGAAAUGGCCACAAAAUCUCAUCACAGCCUUCUUGGAUCUUACUUGGGAAGUGAGGAAAAGGCAAAGGAUGCCAUCAUUUACUCGUAUAAUAGACAUAUUAAUGGCUUUGCAGCAAUUCUUGAUGAAGUAGAAGCUGCAGAAAUUCGAAAGCAUCGAGAUGUGAUAUCGGUUUUCUUGAGCAAAAAGGUGAAACCAGCCACAACUCGUUCAUGGAAGUUUCUUGGAUUGGAAAGAUAUAACGAAGUCGUUCCUUCUCAAUCUAUUUGGAAAAAGGCACGCUUUGGUGAAGAUGUAAUUAUUGGAAACUUGGACAGUGUUGUUUGGCCUGAAUCAAAGAGCUUCAGUGAGUAUGAAGGGAUUGGACCUGUCCCAUCAAAAUGGCGUGGAAGUUGUCAACCAACCAUUGGAGAUAAAAUUCAUUGCAAUAGGAAGCUAAUUGGAGCAAAGUACUUUAACAAAGGGAUUCUGUCAUAUCUAAAGAUGUCCAGCGACACUACCAUCCCACCCUCUACACAUAACCAAAACUUUUUCACUAGUCGGGACAUUAGUGGGCAUGGGACUCAUACUCUUUCCACAGCUGGGGGUAGUGUUGUCCAUGGAGCUAAUAUUUUGGGAUUUGGAAAUGGCACUGCAAAGGGUGGUUCUCCAAAAGCUCGUGUGGCUCCUUACAAAGUUCUAUGGCCUGAGGGUGACGGUGCUGACAUAUUGGCAGCAUUUGAAGCUGCAAUAACUGAUGGCGUGGACGUUCUUUCUCUCUCUCUUGGUUUCCCUGCAAGUGAUUUUUUUGAUGAUCCCAUUUCAAUUGGUAGCUUUCAUGCGACUAUGGAAAACAUUGUUGUGGUUGCCGCGGCUGGAAACGAGGGACCUGAUCCUAAGACUGUAGGUAAUGUUUCACCGUGGAUAUUAACUGUGGCAGCAAGUACAAUUGAUCGUGAGUUCAAUAGUUACGUAACUCUUGGGAACAAAAAAAAACUUAAGGGAGCAAGCCUUUCAUCAAGUAGCUUGCCUUCUCAAAAGUUUUAUCCAUUGAUCAAUGGUGCAGAUGCUAGAGUUGCUGAAGUAAAUCCUCUAAAAGCUACAUUUUGCCGUCCUAAUAGUCUUGAUCCAAAUAAGGUGAAGGGAAAGAUCUUGAUUUGUGUAGCUGGGGAUGAGAUUAGUCCCUCUAACAAGAGUCACCAAGCUCAUCUUGCUGGCGCUGUUGGAAUGAUUAUAAUUAAUCAUAUUCUUAUUAACGACACAGAAGCUGAGACCUAUGUUCUUCCUACAUCUCAUCUCAAUGCCACAGAGGGAACUUUUGUAUAUGAAUACCUCAACACUACUAAGAACCCUAUAGCUUACAUAUCUCCGGCAAAGACUGAAGUGGAAGUAAAACCAUCACCAAUUAUGGCUUCAUUCUCAUCAAGAGGACCAAAUCCCAUAGAGCCAGCUUUGCUCAAGCCAGAUAUCACAGCUCCUGGAGUGUAUAUUCUUGCUGCAUUCACAGAAGCUGUUGGACCAACUAAACUAACAUUUGAUAAACGUCGAGUCCCAUUCAAUAUAAUUUCUGGAACUUCGAUGGCAUGCCCUCAUGUUUCUGGGAUUGCUGGUCUUCUAAAAACCCUUCAUCCAGAUUGGAGUCCAGCUGCGAUUUAUUCAGCUAUCAUGACUACAGCAAGAGUACAAGAUAGCAACAAGGGGCCAUUGUUGGAUUGGAACAAGAAAAAAGCGUCACCUUUUGAAUAUGGUUCAGGCCAUGUGCAACCAAAUCGAGCUAUGGACCCUGGACUUGUCUAUGACCGAACUAUUGAAGAUUAUGUGGACUUUUUAUGUGCUCAUGGCAUUGAUGAAACAUUGCUUGAAAAAUUUACUAAGAAGCCAUAUAAUAAAUGUCCCACCUCAUUUAAUCUAGCUAACUUCAACUAUCCUUCCAUUGUGGUUAAUAAUCUUAGCUCACAAUCAGUGAUAAUUACUAGAAAAGUUAAGAAUGUUGGCUCCCCAGGUACUUACAAGGCAUAUGUGAGGGCCCCAAAUGGAGUUUCUAUCUAUGUUAAGCCCACAAGCUUGAAAUUUAGCAAAAUUGGUGAGGAAAAGAAAUUUGAGAUUAUUUUGAGGCCAAAGGUUGUUGGGAAGCCUAAAAACUAUGUGUUUGGACAGUUGAAAUGGUCAGAUGGGAAGCACUACGUUAGGAGUCCCAUAGUAGUCAAGUACUAGAAGAUAACAGAAGUGUAUGUACAAUAUUUUGAUAAUAUUCAAGUACUUUAUCUAUAAAGUACAUGCAGUUUUAUAUAUUUAUGGAUGCUAGAAAUGUACCACCAAUAAAAAAUUUAAUAAUAUUAUUGGAGUGAUCAUGAUUUAUGUAAA
Humulus lupulus (European hop) is the source of this 2611-nucleotide messenger RNA. RefSeq names its product subtilisin-like protease SBT5.4. The transcript has 11 exons. NCBI's taxonomy places the organism in Eukaryota, Viridiplantae, Streptophyta, Magnoliopsida, Rosales, Cannabaceae. Gene Ontology annotation, molecular function: serine-type endopeptidase activity. Bases 5 to 2461 code for a protein of 818 amino acids. The record is from RefSeq and is a predicted model, not a curated record. Gene Ontology annotation, biological process: proteolysis.